GAUAGAUCAUAUCUAUAUAUCUUUGACCCUUCGUCUUGACAAACUCCACCCCCGAGGCCCCCCGAAACGUAAGGAACAAGCCAAAAUGCUCAUCUUCCUCGGCAAACUUACCUACCCGCCCUACGCCACGAACGAACUCUUCGCCGUCAUCUUCAGCAACAACAUGCAACAGGGCGAAAAAGUAGCCGUCGUUCACCAAUGGACUAGGGAUGCGGCGGGGCAGGCAAAAGCCAAUUCCUUUGCGCAGGGGACUGUUGAUAAGGCGGUUAUCACGUCGACGGGGGAGAAGGAGAUUGAGUUCUUUUAUGGGGAGAGGGAGACGACUUAUUACUGGUAUAAAGGCACCCAAUCCGGGAGUAAAUUGACAUUGUCGAUGUUCAACAAGAGCGGAGAAGAGGUGGUCAAGAAGAUUGAGCUGUUGGCGACGUAUUAUUGAUUAUAACCUAUUCUGCUUUCAUUGUCCUCUCAUAGUUCAUACAUCAUAAGGCUACUUGCAUUAGACAGAAAGGAACAGAACUCAUCAAGGAGCAGUCUAUGAGCUAUCAUCUCUCCACUUCCACCUUCCAUAUCCGUGACAUGGAAUGGUUAUCGCCUCACCCUCUCAAAUACUGCCU
Molecule: messenger RNA, 614 nt
Organism: Aspergillus eucalypticola CBS 122712
Lineage: Eukaryota; Fungi; Ascomycota; Eurotiomycetes; Eurotiales; Aspergillaceae
Exons: 2
Coding region: 86-436 (116 amino acids)
Source: RefSeq, a predicted model, not a curated record